AUGGGUUUGAAUUCAAGGGACAUUAAACUUCAUGUAUUCAAAGUUCUUCAUCUUUCAAUUGAAAAAAGCUAUGAUUUUAUGAAAAAGCAUCCAAGAAUUUCAGGUGCUAUGUUAGUUUUCUUCAUCAUGUAUAUAUUUCUUUCUUGUAUAUACAAUUUGUUGGUUUUCUUGUCUCCAUUUCUCGUGUUUACCGCAAUUUUGGUUACACUCUUUUGGAGUUCGGAGCAAACACAUAUCAAAUGUGUUGAGAAAAAAGAAAAGGAAAAAAAGGUUGAUGCAAAAAAUCUAUCUAAUGUUUACACGAAAGAUAGACGCGGAAUGCUUUAUAAGUAUCCAUCACAAAAUGCAACGAGUAGAAGAAGAAAUUUUACGGGAAAGAAAUUGGAUGUGUAUGGUGAUUUAGAACAAAAAGCUAAGAAUUUAUCAGCAGUGUUUCGAAACGAAUUCACUAAAAAGAACACAGAUAUUAGAUCAGGAAAAAUAUUUUUCGACAAAGAGAUGGACCCUUAUUUCGAUUCUAAGUUUACAUCAAGAAAAAUUGAUGUUCCUCUAAAACAAACAUUACAUGUUACUCAACCUUCAAUGGUUGAUCUUGUUACUUGUAACACAAGUUAUUAUGAUUGUCAAGAGACGAAUAUAGAAAAAACGGAAGAGGAGAAAAAGGCAAUAGAGGAUAGUAGUAUUGGUAACAAUAAAGGUGUAGAACUUAAAGAGGAUGAUAAAAAAAAGCUAAUGGAUCUUGGGAUUUGUGAGAUGGAAAGAAACAAAAGAUUAGAGAGUCUUAUUGCUAGAAGAAGGGCAAGAAAACAAUUGAAUUUGGAGAUUGAAAAUGGUUUAAUUGAUAUUGAAUCAAUCACACCAAAUCAAAUUUCACCAUUGCUUGUUGCAAGAAUGGACCCUUUUGAUUCUCUAAUAUAUUUUGAAGGUAUAGAAAUGCCAGGUUCUGCUCCGUCUACUUUGAGAAGUCCAUUUGAUAUUCCUUAUGAACCUUUCGAGGAGAAACCAAAUCUCAAAGGGGAUAUUUUGGAUCAUGAAUUCACAACCAACACGCCGUUAGAACCUAAAUAUGACCUUCUACAACUUAAAGAGCAUAGACUACCAAGUUCAAGAGUUAGAAGGCUUUCAGGUUUGGCAAAUCAUGAUGGUCUGGAAAAGUUAAACUCCUUAGAAGGAUGUGAAAGUAAAUUACAAGCUCCCAAUCCGUCAAAUGAAGGAGAGGAAACCACACACGAUGACAAAGGAAAAUGCAAACUCGAUAUUGUUGGCAUGCAAAGUGAGGAAGAAAACAAAAAUGAUCCAACAAUAACAAAUAUCGAAGAAGUUAUAGAUUUAACUUCUAAUCCUCAAGACGAGUUUCUUGAUUUUCCGUUAUCUAGUACUAAUGUUACUAAUUUAAAUGAUUCUUUGUAUGAAUCUCUUGCAACUCCUGUCUUUAAGAGCAAUGAAAACGUGUUAUUUACAACUGGACUAAUUCGUCAUGCACAUUCAUGUUCCUUAGCUUCUGAUUUACAAGUUGAGUUUUCUGAAAUUGGUUCGCCAACACUCACAGUCGAUGAUAGUCAUGAAGAUAUGUGGGGUGCAAAUGAAAGUUGUGAUCUUGAUGUUUUAGAGCCAAACAAUUGGAGGGAAGUUGGUUCUUCGUCCUUUUCCUUACGAUAUAUUGAUGAAGAAAAUGGAGGUGAAUUGAAUUUUAGGUCUCUGAGAUCUGACAUGCGUGAUGAUACUCCAACUUAUACAAUGUGUAGGGAUCAUAACAUCUUUGGUAAUGCGAGACAAAUGGGUGUAUCACAAUAUUCUUCGAAUGUGUUAGCGCGUUGGAAGCGGUUGAUGAGGUUGAUGGAUACUCGUGUUAAUCAGUCACCACAUGAAAUGCUUUCAGAAGAACAAGAGGAAUUUAACCAGAUAGAUAACUUACUAAACAAGCAACAAAUCAGCAAUGAAGUUAAUGACUCAGAAGCCACUAAUCAAGACAAUACAAAUGACUUAAGGAGCAAUGAAGAGGCUGGUGCAUCGGUUACGCGACAAGAAGCACCCGAUGAAAUCUCAACUAUCACAAAUUCAUCAUCGUCGUCAUCAUCACCAACGUCUGUAUUUCCUAUACCACAUCCGACGACAGCAGAUCAAGAGAUACACACGGGUGUUCAACAAUCUAAUAUGGAGGAUGUGGCAUACGAAACAGUAAAUGGUGAUGGUUUACUUGAUUCAAUGCCUCAAAAUGUUCAACUUUCCGUGGACUAUUCAAAUGUCGAAUCACAUAAUAGUGACUUGGAUAAUUCUCAGGUGCAAUUUAUUUCUCCAAUGGUAGAAUCAUCCUCAGAAAUUCACAUAGAGAAUGAAGGAAAAUCUCAGGAAUCAUUGACAGAAGAGGCUAGCAUGAAACCGUUUAUCAAUUUUGAAACAAUAGACACAAAUUUUGGUAAAGAUUUUGAAGAAAAACGUGAUGGCUUAAAUGAAAAUGAAACCGAAAAUCAUAGCUCGAAAGAAGAGAACUAUUUGCAAAGUGAGUCAAAUCAAAUAGUUAACAAUCAUGUAGAGAAUGAACCAUUGGACAAAGAUGAAGACAUCUGUGAAGAUUCAUCACUACCAAUUUUCAUUGACGGAGCCAUUAACGAUGAUGAUACAUUAGGAGAAAAUGAGAAUACGAACAAGAACGAAACCACUGAUCAAGAAUUGGAAAGAGAUAAUCAAAUCAUGGUUUUAUCUCAAACAAAUAGAGAAACUGAUUAG
Vicia faba (fava bean) is the source of this 2727-nucleotide messenger RNA. The record is from the annotation of a GenBank genome assembly. Lineage: Eukaryota; Viridiplantae; Streptophyta; Magnoliopsida; Fabales; Fabaceae.